Molecule: messenger RNA, 642 nt
Organism: Nakaseomyces glabratus
Lineage: Eukaryota; Fungi; Ascomycota; Saccharomycetes; Saccharomycetales; Saccharomycetaceae
Gene: SFT2
Product: Sft2p
Biological process (GO): vesicle-mediated transport
Cellular component (GO): membrane
Source: RefSeq, a predicted model, not a curated record
AUGACUGAUAACAACGAUCAGGUCAAUUUGCUUAGGGACUCGCUGAGCAGGUGGAACCAAGGCCGGGCACAGCAAUCGCAAGGGUUCAACGAGUCCGCAAAGACACUGUUCUCCUCAUGGGCAGAUUCUAUCAAUGAAAGGGCUCAAGACGUCUAUUCCAGGCUGCCUGUUUCCAGACAAGACCUUAUUCAGGAUGAGGAGCCUGCUUGGUUUAACUUGUCACGCACAGAGAGGUUGAUCUUGUUUGUGUGUUUCAUAUUGGGUUCCGCUGCAUGUUUCACACUAUGUGUGUUCCUGUUCCCGGUAUUGGCCAUCAAGCCUAGGAAGUUUGGUAUACUUUGGUCUGUUGGCUCAUUGCUUUUUGUGUUAGCCUUUGGUAUAUUCCAAGGACCUGUUGCAUAUAUCAAGCAUUUAACCUCUAGGGAGAGACUCCCUUUUACUGUGUUCUUCUUUGGUACUUGCGCAUUGACCAUCUACUUUGCUGCCUUCAUGAAAAGCACUAUACUCACCAUCCCAUGUGCUGUGCUAGAGCUUAUUGCUGUGUUAUAUUACGCUAUAUCAUAUUUCCCAUUUGGCGGCACUGGUCUCAGAAUGCUCAGCUCAUUCGGUAUUAACACGGCUAGAGGCGCGCUACAUAUAUGA